Pedinophyceae sp. YPF-701 is the source of this 1095-nucleotide messenger RNA. NCBI's taxonomy places the organism in Eukaryota, Viridiplantae, Chlorophyta, Pedinophyceae. The record is from the annotation of a GenBank genome assembly.
AUGUCGCACUACGUGUUUCACGAGCAGGCGGACCUGACGCUGACAAAGUUCAAGGAGCUGUUGGGCCAGGGCGUUGUCCGGACGAUAGACCUCGGGGGGCACACCCUGGAAUGCCCGGAAGGCGAGGUCGUGUGUCUGAGCCGCGAGAUGGCCGUUUCGAACGGCACGAUUCAGUGCGCCGGCUUCCGACAGAGGCUCUUCGGGCGCAGGAACUCGGUGUCGACGCUGCUCGUGGGCCUGCGCAUCAAGGGCAACCGCUGCAAGCUGGACUCCGUGACCGUCACGGGGCUCGGGGGGGACUCCGUGGCGGUCGUGGUGGACAAGGCCGAGGGCGUGCAGCUGAUUGACUGCACCAUCACGGGGAACGAGGGGACAGGGCUGAUGGUGUUCGGCAGGGGGGCGACGGCGAUCGUGCGGAACGGCCGGUGCACGCGGAAUCGGCGGUCGGGGCUGGUGGCGAUGGCGGGCGGUCGCUGCCUCGCGCAGGGGCUCGAGGCGGACGACAACGGCACGGGGGUGACGUGUUUCCUCGAGGGGUCCGUGGUGGCGAUGGAGAACGGGUCCCUGGAGAACAAUCGCACGAACGGCGCCUUCGUGUUCGGCGGCGGCGUGAUGAAGCUCAGCGGGGUGCGCGUCGCGGACAACGGCGGGGAGGGCGCGGCAGCGUGGGACGUGGGGACGCUGCUGGAGCUGGAAGACCAGUGCGAAAUCACGCGGAACGGGGGCUACGGCCUGCACGCGGCGCGCGGCGCGCAGGUGCUCGUGUCGGGGGCCCUGGGGCUGGAGGCGAACGUGAAGGGCAGCAUGCGGGAGGCCACGCGCGGAGAGAUUCUCGGCGCGGAAUCUCGCGGGAAGCCAGGCGUGAUAUCGGCGAAUUCCGCGAUCAGCGUGAUUCCGCGCGGGCCAGCGCAGUAUAUGUCCAGCAGGAGCAUCGCGCCGGAGCCGGGCGCAUCCACGGCCGACACGAUUCGGAAGCUGGAGAUCGAGGGGCGCGCGGAGUCGAGCGUGGGAGGCGCACGCAGCCUGCGGCACGACACCACGUUGGACAACGGGGCUGCCGACGACGCGCCGGAAACGUCUGAAGCACACUCGUAG